GAAUUGUCACUUGCUCACUAGUCAGUGACUGAGUGAAUUUAAUAUUACGUACUACGUACUGCCUCAGUGUUAAAAAUUAAUAAAGCACGUGUUAAAUCAUCAAAUAAACUUGUAAUAACAAUACUUUAAAAUAUAUUCAGCAAGGAUGGAUGUCCUAACCAGGCCUGCGGAGGAGUUCGGCAAUGAUGAAACAUUGGAGCACCUGUGGGCUGCAAAGGCUAUGGAACACAGUGACAUUUACUUCAACGUGUUAUGUUCAGUAGACACACGGUUGCUACGCCUCACCCCGCAAGACGACCUAAUAUACACACACUUCAGGCAAGACUUCCCCGACCUAAAUGUAGCCUACAUCAAAGAAAACGAAAUUAAAAACAACCACAACAAAGCAAAAUGGCGUGCUUAUUGCGAAAAAUUUAAAAAUAUCAUUGAAGACUACAGUUUUGGGACUUUGAUGAGAGCAGAUACAAAAGGGGACUACUCAGAACAGAAUACCAUUCUAGUGCCAAGAGUGCAGUUCUAUGCUAUAGAAAUUGCUAGGAAUCGUGAAGGAUUGAACAAUGAGGUAAAGAAACGGUUCAAAUGCCAGUCUAAAGCUAAUUUUGAGGCACAGAAACACAAAACUGCUGUCACUGCGUAGGUCCCAACAAUCCGACUGCCACAUCAUUAUCAACUAUUCUUAAAAAAUCGUGUCUGUAAUCUAAUUACCAUCACCAUUUUCAUACAUUUUAUAUGGAGUCAUGGCAGUUAGAUUGCAGACAUUUUUUUUCAAAUGGCCGUUAUAUUUUAAGGUGUUGCCAAUAAAGAUUAAGUUAAGAAAUCAAUAUAAUCUGAAAUAAAAAACAUAAAAUUAUGUUUGGCCACCAGUUCUGAAAAUGAAAUCAUUGUACAUCCCUACUUACUGUAUGGCGCCUACGCUGUUCGUAGUUUUUGGAUAAGUAUAGAAAAAGAAAAUAAAUUCUAUACCUACCUACCAAGGAAACAGUUGAAAUAAAACAUUUGAAUACUUAUAUCUGGUGUAGUGUGGAGGCGCCAUUACAAUAAUUUCCUGAAAUAGUGUUUCCAGUAGUUCCAGUGUUAUUAACGCUCUUUUGGAAGAAGAAAUAAUCUGAUAAAAAUAUGUAAACAUGAAUACUGUCUCAGGCAUAGGUGCAAAUAGCCAGCCAUUUAGAAUUAUUUCCAUAAAAAGCCUAGUAGUGUUAAGAUCUCUGUCCAUUGACUACGUAUCCAACAUGAUAUCCGUUGUAUUUGAUGAAAUCCAUUACUUUGAUUUAUCACUCGUCCUUAGAAACUGUUUAUAAAUUACAAAAAGCCUAAAAGGCAGCCGUCAUUGAAAAGCGUAGUUCCAUGGGCUAAGGUCAUUAUUAAUAUAUAAAGCCGAUAUAACCUGUUUACCUGUGCUGCUAAGUAUUCAGUUCUAGUGUAAGGAAUAGGUUAGUAAAAAUGAAUGAGGUGCUCAAUAACUCAUACAUUUUGUGUAAUAAAUUUUAUACUACA
Cydia strobilella is the source of this 1494-nucleotide messenger RNA. Its product is annotated as protein PBDC1. The transcript has 3 exons. The record is from RefSeq and is a predicted model, not a curated record. NCBI's taxonomy places the organism in Eukaryota, Metazoa, Arthropoda, Insecta, Lepidoptera, Tortricidae. Bases 146 to 637 code for a protein of 163 amino acids. Gene Ontology annotation, cellular component: cytoplasm.